This is a messenger RNA of Lemur catta (Ring-tailed lemur), 1109 nucleotides long. RefSeq names its product small integral membrane protein 19 (gene SMIM19). The record is from RefSeq and is a predicted model, not a curated record. Lineage: Eukaryota; Metazoa; Chordata; Mammalia; Primates; Lemuridae. The transcript has 4 exons. The coding region runs from base 376 to 699 and encodes 107 amino acids.
CGCAGCCUGCGAGCGGCGGCUCCGGAGCUCGGGCCGGGCCGCGUCCCCCGAGAGGAUCACAUCGUGUAACCCGCUCGGCGUGAUUUCCUUCCGGGAGGAACGGGUCUCGCAAGGGCGGGGUCCCGGUGGAAGAGUUCAGGUUUCGGAGUCAGCGGUGUGUCACAACCCCGCUCCUGCACCCUGGCCCGUGUGACUUUGGGCAGGUUAUAUAACCUCGGCCGCCACCCCCGUUUCUGCUGUGACUUGGAGCUUUAGUGGCUCCCCGGAGGGCGGCUGCGGACCCCUCAGCGCGAAGACCUCGGAUGGACUCGCCGCCUCGGUACUGGGCGAAGGCCCGUUGGCUUGUGCCCUUCUGCUUCGGGACCCAAACCCCCCAUGGCCGGAGGUUACGGAGUGAUGGGAGACGAUGGCUCUAUUGAUUACACUGUCCACGAGGCCUGGAACGAAGCCACCAAUGUUUAUCUGAUAGUUAUCCUCGUUAGCUUCGGGCUCUUCAUGUAUGCCAAGAGGAAUAAAAGGAAAAUUAUGAGGAUAUUCAGCGUGCCACCUACAGAAGAAGCUUUGUCAGAGCCCAACUUUUAUGACACAAUAAGCAAAAUUCGUUUAAGACAACAACUGGAAAUGUAUUCCCUUUCAAGGAAAUAUGACUGUCAACAGCCACAGAACCAAGCUGACAGUGUGCAGCUCUCCUUGGAAUGAAGCCUCGGAAAAUGAGCAACAUAAGUGAUUGCUGUUAAACAGUGUGGCAGAAGCACCCAAUUCUUUCUACUAAGUCAUGAACAGUUUUGUAAAAAAAAACCUGUCUGCAUAAGAGCAUUUCACGUGUGACUGUUUCCAAUUUUUUUGCAUCAUAUUUUGCUUAUUUUAAUUGCAUCUCCAAGUCAUUUGUUACACAGAUACAAAUGGCUCGAGAGGUCUGGACACAGGGAGCCUGCCUGGACCCAGCAGAUACUGUGUAACCAGAGACGGUGACUUUACCUGGUGAAGACCUUUGAUUUCUUCAGGAUAUAAUCAGUGAGAAACAGAAACACAGCUUGGGAAAUGAGAAUCCUAGAGCUUAUGCCUCUUUGAUGAGAAAAUUUUUGUAAAAUUAAAAAACAAAAAUUCAG